AUGGGCUGGCUGCUUGAAGCCAUCCUCAUCCUCGGGGAAGUGCUGGUGCCGGAGCAGCAGCCUCUCCUGUUAGAGGCACUCUCUGGAGUUGCUGAGCUCCGCAGGCUCUGGUUACCCAUUAGGGACCUGAAGAACAACCUGAUCAGCACGGUCCAGCCGGGCGCCUUCCUUGGCCUCCCUGAGCUGAAGCGUCUGGACCUCUCCAACAACCGCAUCGGCUGGUCCCCGGUCCCCUCCACGACGCCUUUCCUGUUCCGCAGGAACAUGUCCGGGAACAUUUUCUCCAGCCUCCCGCCCGGCGUCUUCGACGAGCUCCCCUCCCUGAAAGUCGUAGCCAGCUCCGCUGCGGUGAGCCGGGGCCGGGGCGGGGGCGGCGGCGGCGGGCAGGGGCACGGGCUCACCCGGCCGGCUGUGUCCCCCACAGCGGGCACCCCAGAGCUGCACACCCACCACCUCAUCCCGUCGCUGCGCCAGGUGGUUUUCCAGGGCGACCGGCUGCCCUUCCAGUGCACCGCCACCUACCUGGACAACAGCACCCAGAUCCGAUGGUACCACAACCGCGAGCCAGUGGAGGAGGACGAGCGGAUGGGCGUCAUCGUGGAGGAGAGCCUCAUCCAUGACUGCACCUUCAUCACCAGCGAGCUCAUCCUCUCCAACAUCCACGUCUCCGCCAACGGCGAGUGGGAGUGCGCUGUCUCCACCUCCCAGGGCAAUGUCAGCAAGAAGGUGGAGAUUGUGGUGCUGGAGACCUCCGCGUCCUACUGCCCUGCCGAGCGGGUCACCAACAAUCGUGGGGACUUCAGGGUGGGGGGCUCGCCACAGGUGACCAGGCGUCUGAUGCCCAUCAACGCCUCCAACGCCCUGACCCUGGCUCACCAGCUCCGUGUCUACACGGCCGAGGCGGCCAACUUCUCGGACAUGGUUGAUGUCCUCUACGUGGCCCAGAUGAUAGAGAAGUUUAUUGGCUACGUGGACCAGAUCAAGCAGCUGACGGACGUGAUCGUGGAGAUGGCCAGCAACAUCAUGCUGGUGGAUGACCACAUCCUGUGGAUGUCGCAGAAGGAGGAGAAGGCUUGCACCAGCAUCGUCCGCUCCCUGGAGAAGAUCGCCGCCCACACACUCAGCAGCAACUCCCAGCACAUGGCGGUGAACUCACGCAACAUCGCCUUCGAGGCAUACGUGGUGAAGCCCGAGAGCUACGUGGGGCUGAGCUGCGUGGCUUUCCAGCGGCGGGACGGGAGUCCAGCCGGGCGUCCCCCCCCGGCUGAGCGGGGGGCCGAGCCCGUGCCCGACCAGCAGCUGAGGCUGCGCUGCACCACGGGGCGCCCCAACGUCUCCCUGACCAGCUUCCACAUCAAGAACAGCAUCGCCCUGGCCUCCAUCCAGCUGCCGCCCAGCCUCUUCGCCAGCCCCGUCCCGGCCGCGCCGCUGGCCGACUGCAAGCUCCAGCUGCUGCGCCGCGCCGUGCUGGUCUUCCGCAACGGCAAGCUCUUCUGCAGCACGGGCAACUCCUCCCGCCUGGCUGACAAUGGCAAGCGCCGCAGCGUGGCCACGCCGGUCAUCUACGCUGGGACCUAUGGCUGCGGAGUGGGAAACCUGUCGGAGCCGGUGGCCGUGUCGCUGCGGCACCCUGGGGAGGGCGCAGACCCGGUGGCCGCGUACUGGAACUUCGAGGUGCUGGGAGGUAUGGGGGGCUGGAGCGCCGAGGGCUGCCAGUUGGCCGCCCAGGAGCCCAAUGUCACCUCCCUGCGCGCGGGGUCUGACGGGCUGUGCUCUGCUGUGCAGGAGCUGAGCGGUUUCCCCAGCGAGGCACGAGGCGCCGUGGAGGUGCUGCACCCGGCCAUGUACACCUGCACGGCCGUGCUGCUGCUCUGCCUCUUCACCACCAUCAUCACCUACAUCGUCAACCAUGGUACCAUUCUCAUCCCGCGGAAGGGCUGGCACAUGCUGCUUAACCUCUGCUUCCACAUCGCCAUGACGGCCGCUGUCUUCGCGGGAGGCAUCACCCUCACCGGCUACCUGAUCGUCUGCCAAGCGGUCGGCAUCAUCUUGCACUACUCCUCCCUCUCCACCCUGCUGUGGAUGGCGGUGAAAGCCAGAGUGCUCUACAAGGAGGUGACCUGGAAGGCACCGCGGCAGCUGGAUGGGGACGCGUCCCAACCGGCCCCCAGACCCAUGCUACGGUUCUAUCUGAUCGCUGGCGGGAUCCCCCUCAUCAUCUGCGGGAUCACAGCAGCCGUCAACAUCCACAACUACCAUGACAACAACCCCUACUGCUGGCUGGUGUGGCGGCCCAGCCUGGGGGCUUUCUACGUCCCCGUGGCUUUCAUCUUGCUUGUCACCUGGAUUUACUUCCUCUGCGCUGGGCUCAGCCUCCAGUGCCGACCGUCACACCAGAAAGACGUCCCUGAGCCGCUGGAGCCACCGCCGCGGCUGGGGGGUGCAGGCGACCUCCUGACGGACUCUGGGUCCAUCUCGGUCACGCUGAACUCAGGGCCGCCCUGCCCCGAGGCGGACGGCGUCUACUCUCUGCAGGUGCAAUUCUGGGCGCUGGUGACCACCCACACCUUGUACAUCGCCCUGUGGACAUUUGGUGCCAUGGCCGUGUCCCAGCGCUGGUACCUGAACAUCAUCUUCAGCUGCCUCUAUGGCAUCACCGCCGUGGCACUGGGACUCUUCAUCUUCAUCCACCACUGCGUCCGGCGCCAGGACGUCCUCAACUCCUGGUUCUCCUGCUGCCCCUCCUACAGGAACGCACUGCCCAUGCAGGCGUACGUCCAUCCCGGGCUGGCACCGGAGGACGGCUCGCAGGUCUUCAUCGGCUGUGACCCGGAGGUGGCUCGCUCUGGCGCCUCCUCCUCCUCCUCGCCCAGCAGCGCCGGCUCGGCGGGAGGCCGCUGCAAGCUCACCAAUCUGCAGGUAGCCCAGAGCCAGGCAGACGCGCCCGGCCGCCUGCCUGGAGCCCCCACCGAUGGCAAGACCGCCAGCAGGCACGCCAGCAACCUCCACGGCCGCAGGAACCACCGGGGCAGAACUAAGCAGUGCCGGGACGGGAAGCACCACCGCUUGAAAAUGCUGCGGGGCCCCUCCUCGGAGCAUCCCUCCAGCGAGAGCGGGAGCCUCCACAACAGCCACUCCGAGAGCUACCACAGCGGCAGGAACAGCCCCGUCCUCAGCAGCCGUGCAGGGCCACGGGCCCCCCAGGACGGGGAAACAGCCCCCAGCCACUCGGAAGGCAGUGAUGGCGGCCGGCGGGCGCCCGACUUCGCCGAGGCUCGCCGGAGGAGUGCCAGCAGGGACAACCUGCGGCAAGCCAACGCCGCCGAGAAGGAGGCAAAGCGCCGGUCCUACCCGCUCAACGUGGCCAGCCCUCAAGGGCAGUACGACAUCAACCUGGCCAGCCACAAGCCUCAAGGGCAGCAAGUACAGUACAGCAAGUACGACAUCAACCUGGCCAGUGCCGACAGCGUGGCUGGGAUGAAGACCGGCCUCUGGAAGAGUGAAACCACCGUGUAAAGGUGGGGAAGGACCGGACAGCCGCAGCGCCGCAGCAUUUUCCUCUGGGAGCCGCAGCUGGAGCUGCUCGGGGCGCCUGCGAGGAGGCGACGCUGCAGGAAUCGCCACAUGCACUAGUGGGGACAGACGGCGCGGCCGGGGGCUC
Messenger RNA from Aptenodytes forsteri (emperor penguin), 3661 nucleotides. It is a transcript of the gene ADGRA2, whose product is annotated as adhesion G protein-coupled receptor A2. Gene Ontology annotation, molecular function: protein binding; G protein-coupled receptor activity. Gene Ontology annotation, cellular component: Wnt signalosome; plasma membrane. Lineage: Eukaryota; Metazoa; Chordata; Aves; Sphenisciformes; Spheniscidae. Gene Ontology annotation, biological process: sprouting angiogenesis; positive regulation of canonical Wnt signaling pathway; central nervous system development. The record is from RefSeq and is a predicted model, not a curated record.